AUGAAAUUGCUGGAUAUUUGUGUCUGUUGCCAUUUUGAUUUAGGCAUAAAAGUUUGUGCUGGCACUGAGAACAAGCUCAGCUCUCUGUCUGAUCUUGAGCAACAGUAUCGUGCGAUGCGCAAGUACUAUGAAAACUGUGAAGUGGUAAUGGGAAACCUAGAAAUCACCAGCAUUGAACAUAGCCGAGAUCUCUCCUUUUUACGGUCUAUCCGAGAAGUCACGGGCUACGUCUUGGUCGCUUUGAAUCAAUUUGAGUACCUUCCACUGGAGAAUCUGCGCAUCAUUCGUGGAACAAAACUCUAUGAGGAUCGUUCUGCAUUGGCCAUCUUCCUUAACUACAAAAAGGACGGGACCUUUGGACUAAGGCGGCUUGGACUGAAGAAUUUGACUGAAAUCUUAAAUGGAGGAGUGUAUGUUGGUCAGAACAGAUUUCUUUGCUAUGCUGACACUAUUCAGUGGGAAGAUAUUGUUCGUAACCCCUUGGCUUCCAACUUCUCUGUGGUUCCAAAAAACAGCAGUACAGAUUGUGGACGAUGUCACAAGUCCUGUGGAAACCGAUGUUGGGGACCUUCAGCAGAUCAAUGCCAGAGCUUGACAAAGAUGGUGUGCGCUGAGCAGUGCGAUGGGCGGUGCUACGGGCGCUCCGUCAGUGAAUGCUGCCACCGGGAAUGUGCAGGAGGCUGUUCCGGACCGAAAGACACGGAUUGUUUCGCUUGUAUGAAUUUUAAUGACAGUGGUGCUUGUGUCACCCAGUGUCCUCAGACCUCGGUCUACAAUCCUGCCACCUUCCAGAUGGAAAAUAACCGAGAUGGCAAAUACACCUAUGGUGCUUUUUGUGUCAAGAAGUGCCCACAUAACUUUGUGGUUGAUAUCAGUUCUUGUGUACGUGCCUGUCCCAGUCCUAAGAUGGAAGUUGAAGAAAAUGGUAUCAAGACAUGUAAACCAUGCACCGACAUUUGCCCUAAAGCAUGUGAUGGCAUAGGUACAGGAAGUUUGAUGUAUGCUCAGACCGUAGACUCCAGUAACAUUGACAAAUUUGUCAACUGCACCAAGAUCAAUGGGAACCUGAUCUUCCUCGUCACUGGGAUCCAUGGGGAUCCUUAUCACACCAUUGAAGCAAUUGACCCACAGAAUUUAAAUGUCUUCCAAACAGUGAGAGAGAUAACAGGGUUCCUGAAUAUACAAUCAUGGCCUGAAAACAUGACAGACUUCAGUGUGUUUUCUAACCUGGUUACCAUAGGUGGAAGAGCAUUAUACAGUGGUCUUUCUUUGCUUAUUCUCAAGCAGCAGGGAAUAAGAUCUCUACAAUUCCAGUCCCUGAAGCAUAUCAGUGCUGGCAACAUCUACAUAACAGAUAAUAGUAACUUGUGCUACUAUCACACCAUCAACUGGACCAGUCUCUUCAGCACUCCCAACCAAAAGACUGUGAUUCACAGAAAUAAGAAGGUUGACAACUGCACUGCAGAGGGGAUGGAGUGCAGUCCACUAUGCUCAAAGAAUGGAUGCUGGGGCCCAGGACCAGACCAAUGUUUGUCCUGUAAGCACUUCAUCAGAGGAAGGACCUGUGUAAAGGCUUGUAACCUUUAUGAUGGGGAAUACAGGGAGUUCACAAAUGGUUCUGUCUGCGUGGAAUGUGACCCUCAGUGUGAGAAGAUGGAUAACAACAGGAUCACAUGUAGGGGUCCGGGAGCAGAUCAUUGCACCAAAUGCUUCCAUUUCAAAGAUGGACCCAACUGUGUGGAAAAGUGCCCUGAUGGAGUACAAGGGACUAACAGCUUCAUUUUUAAAUAUGCCGAUGAGAACCGCGAAUGCCACUCUUGUCAUCCAAACUGCACCCAAGGGUGUAGAGGCCCCACUAGUCAUGACUGCAUUUACUAUCCGUGGACGCGCCAGUCCACUUUGCUACAACACGCUAGGACCCCCCUGAUUGCUGCUGGAGUGAUUGGCGGAAUCUUCAUCAUCGUCAUUUUGGGCUUGACGUUUGCAGUUUAUGUGAGACGCAAGAGCAUCAAAAAAAAGAGGGCCUUACGACGGUUCCUGGAGACUGAGCUGGUGGAACCUUUGACCCCUAGUGGCACAGCACCCAACCAAGCACAACUCCGCAUUCUGAAGGAAACUGAACUAAAGCGGGUCAAGGUCCUUGGUUCUGGAGCCUUUGGAACUGUAUAUAAGGGUGUUUGGGUUCCUGAGGGAGAGAGUGUGAAGAUUCCUGUGGCUAUUAAAAUCCUGAAUGAGACAACUGGUCCAAAAGCCAAUGUGGAGUUCAUGGAUGAAGCUCUUAUAAUGGCAAGCAUGGAUCAUCCGCACCUGGUACGAUUACUAGGAGUCUGUUUAAGCCCAACCAUCCAGCUCGUCACUCAGCUGAUGCCCCAUGGCUGCUUACUGGAUUAUGUUCAUGAACAUAAGGAUAACAUUGGCUCCCAGCUUCUACUAAAUUGGUGUGUCCAGAUAGCCAAGGGUAUGAUGUACCUGGAAGAGAGGCGGUUGGUUCAUCGAGAUUUGGCAGCCCGGAAUGUCCUGGUGAAAUCACCAAAUCAUGUGAAAAUCACAGACUUCGGCCUGGCUCGGCUACUGGAAGGCGACGAGAAAGAGUACAGUGCUGAUGGUGGGAAGAUGCCAAUUAAAUGGAUGGCUCUUGAGUGUAUACAUUACCGAAAAUUCACACAUCAGACCGAUGUUUGGAGCUAUGGUGUCACCAUUUGGGAGCUGAUGACUUUUGGUGGAAAGCCGUAUGAUGGAAUCCCAACGAGAGAGAUCCCUGACUUGUUAGAGAAAGGGGAACGCUUGCCACAGCCUCCUAUCUGCACCAUUGAUGUUUACAUGGUGAUGGUGAAAUGUUGGAUGAUUGAUGCUGAUAGUCGGCCUAAGUUCAAGGAGCUGGCUGCCGAAUUUUCUAGAAUGGCUCGAGAUCCUCAGAGAUACCUGGUCAUUCAGGGUGAUGAUCGUAUGAAGCUCCCAAGCCCAAAUGACAGCAAGUUUUUCCAGAAUCUGCUGGAUGAGGGAGAUCUGGAAGACAUGAUGGAUGCUGAAGAAUACCUGGUUCCUCAGGCAUUUAACAUUCCUCCACCCAUCUAUACGUCCAGGGCAAGAAUGGACUCCAACAGGAGUGAAAUUGGACACAGCCCUCCUCCUGCCUACACCCCUAUGUCAGGAAACCAGUUUAUCUACAGAGAUGGCAGCUUGGCCAUAGAACAAGGAGUCCUUUUGCCAUACCGAGCUGCCAUACCAAGUAUAGCGCCAGAACCUCCAAUCAUGCAAGGGGCGGCAGAGAUCUGUGACGAUACCUGCUGCAAUGGCACUUUACGGAAACAAGUGGCCAGUCUUUCACAGGAAGACAGCAUCACUCAGAGGUACAGCGCUGACCCAACAGCGUUUCUACCAGAGCGAGGACCGAGAAAUGAGCUGGAUGAAGACGGGUACAUGACUCCAAUGCCAGAAAAAUCCAAAACAGAUCACCUGAACCCAGUGGAGGAGAAUCCGUUUGUGUCUCGGAGGAAGAAUGGUGAUCUCCAAGCACUGGACAACCCAGAGUAUCACAACAGCCAAAAUGGGCAACCCAAAGCAGAGGAUGAGUAUGUGAACGAGCCCUUGUACCUCAACACCUUUGCAAGCACCUUUGAGAAUUCAGAGUACCUGAAGAAAAAUGGGCUCCCAUUGCCAGAGAAGCCCAAGAAGGCAUUUGACAACCCAGGUUAUUGGAAUCACAGCCUGCCUCCACGAAGUACCCUACAGCACCCGGACUACCUGCAGGAAUACAGCACAAAAUAUUUUUACAAACAAAAUGGAAGGAUCCGGCCCAUUGUGGCAGAGAACCCCGAAUACCUCUCCGAGUUCUCCCUGAAGCCCGGCACUAUGCUGCCUCCUCCACCCUACAGACACCGAAACACAGUGGUGUAAUCCUACAAAAGUUCAAGAAAUGGGGGACCCAUACCAGCACUCUCCUUUCUCCCUCCCUUCCCCUCUCCCCUCCCCCCCUCUCCUGUUCUUCCUUUCUCUCCUCCUUUUCU
Elgaria multicarinata webbii is the source of this 4007-nucleotide messenger RNA. RefSeq names its product erb-b2 receptor tyrosine kinase 4 (gene ERBB4). The record is from RefSeq and is a predicted model, not a curated record. NCBI's taxonomy places the organism in Eukaryota, Metazoa, Chordata, Lepidosauria, Squamata, Anguidae. The coding region runs from base 1 to 3897 and encodes 1298 amino acids. Gene Ontology annotation, cellular component: plasma membrane; basal plasma membrane; signaling receptor complex. Gene Ontology annotation, molecular function: ATP binding; transmembrane receptor protein tyrosine kinase activity; epidermal growth factor receptor binding. The transcript is spliced from 28 exons. Gene Ontology annotation, biological process: positive regulation of cell population proliferation; protein phosphorylation; multicellular organism development.